UAUUGAUAAGAAAUUUCUUCUUUUUCAUUACAACUUUUGUUUUCAUUGUAAGCGUUUGUGUUUUUUUACAAGAAAACAAUGCAUAAAUUACGAAAAUAAGUAAAAUUUUAAUUAAAUAACAACGAAUUGUAAUAAAGAAACAAAAGAAAAAUGAAAUUAUAUAAAUUAUAUACACACACUAAAUCAUAUAAUGAUGCAGAUCUUUUAAUCAACAACAAGGAACACCCCGAUGCUAAGGCGGGAGAUAUUGUUGAGGUAUUUCAUCGUGACGAUGAGGAAAAUACAAGAUUGCUAUUGCAGAUAACGACAUUUACAGAUCUGAAAAAUCGUGAUGUGAUUAGUAUAGAAAGUGGUGUGGCAAAUCAAUUUAAACUGCGCACCUUUAAUGAUGUUGUUAUGCGUGUGGUCGAUGUGGCUGAUGUUGCUUUAGAUUCAAUUGAAAUUACUUUUAAGGAUCAGUAUAUGGGUCGUUCGGAAAUGUGGCGUUUAAAGAAGUAUUUGACUAAUACAUGUGUUUAUGUCAAUAAAAAAAUCGACUACAAUGACAUGCAAAUACGUUGCCAAGUAUACGAGAUGUGGUCACAAGGUGAACGUGUUUCAUGUGGUGUUAUAACCGAAGAUACAAAAAUAGUUUUUCGCAGCAGCACCUCAAUGGUCUACUUAUUCCUACAAAUGUCUUCGGAAAUGUGGGACUUUGAUAUACAUGGAGAUUUGUAUUUCGAAAAGGCGGUAAAUGGUUUUCUUACAGAACUAUUUCACAAAUGGAAAAAACUUGGUUGUAAUCAUGAAGUCACCAUAGUUCUGUUUUCACGCACAUUUUACGCCGCCAAAUCACUGGAUGAAUUUCCCGAUCAUAUGCGUGAAUGUUUACAAAUGGAUUAUAAAGGAAGAUUUUAUGAGGAUUUCUAUCGCGUAGCCAUACAAAAUGAACGCAAUGAUGAUUGGUGCACGGUAUUGGCUCAAUUAAGAAAACUAUUUACUUCUUAUCAAAAAACUGUAUUAAAUUAUCAUGCUCGGGAGGGUGUGAAAAUACCAACAGCUUAUAAUUCGACAGCAGCUCAAGGCAACUUUUUGGAAGUAUUAAAUAUUUCCUUAAACACAUUUGAAAAACACUAUCUAGAUCGUACAUUUGAUCGUACAGGUCAGCUGUCAGUGGUGGUAACUCCCGGGGUGGGAGUAUUUGAGGUAGAUCGAGAACUAACCAAUAUAACGAAACAAAGGGUCAUAGAUAAUGGUGUGGGCAGCGAUUUGGUGUGUGUUGGCGAACAGCCUUUGCAUGCUGUUCCUUUAUUGAAAUUUCAUAAUAAAGACACUUCUCUCACAGCAGCAGAUGAUUACUCUUUACCGCAUUGGAUAAAUUUAAGUUUUUAUUCCACUAAUAAAAAGAUUGCCUACUCAAAUUUUAUACCACGCAUUAAAUUGCCUCCUAUGAUUGCAAAUGCUCCUAUUAAAAUGGAUACUAAUAGUGACAAUGAAAAUAAUUUCCUUAGUUGUAAUCAAUCGGAAUAUAUACAUAAUUCUUUGUUUGAUUAUGAAGCCUAUGAUGAUCAAAUAUUUCAACCACCACCAGCUCAGGGCACUUGUUCUUUACAGCGUAUUAUUAGAGCUAAGAAGACAUCAGUGCCCAGUUUAGAAACGUAUGCUUUUCAAAAUAAUGAUUGGGAAAACUUUACCCCUACUAAAGUGCCCAGUUUAAGACGCAAAAUGUCUGAUCCCGAUAUACAUCAUGGUACUUCGGGAAUUUUGGCAGCCAUGAGUGAUGUCACCAAUCUUUCUGAAUCUUUGGCCUCGGAGAAAAAUGCCAGACGUUCUAUUGUUUCCAUUGCACCCAUAGUAAGACCAGGAAGGUCACUUAUUAAUCCGUUUGAUCCAUCACAUGUAACAAUAAAAUUGACAUCAAAUCGUCGUCGUUGGACUCAUAUUUUUCCAAAGGGUCCCACCGGAGUACUCAUACAGCAGCAUCAUUAUCAGGCAGUACCAGCAAAACAAAAUUGCAAUCAAUUCAAUAACAAUAAUGAUAAUGACUACUCAUCUUGUUACAAUUCUAUGGAGUACGAUCAUACAUCAAAUUGUUCGACACUAAGUAAAUCCAUUACAAAUAGCUUAAACAAUACGGGUGAAACUGAUAAACUUGAAAUUACUAGAAAACGCAACAAUUCCCUACUAAAUACUUCAGCAUUAGUGGCUAACACCUCAACUGCCGCAGUACCAGCUAAGAGUUUUCUCUGGGGUGCUACUGGUGAACAGGAGUGGACUCCAGCCAUUACCACAGUGAAUGGUAGUGUGCGUAAACAUUUAAUACCAAUAGUUGAAACAGAAACCACAAUGGGAAAUGUGUUCGAGACAGAAGCUGAUGGAAAAGGAAAAAUAAUCAUAGGGGUAGAUUGGAAAUCUCUAACGAUACCCGCUUGUCUGCCCAUAACCACUGACUAUUUCCCCGAUAAGCGUUCUCUGCACAAUGAUUAUGUUAUAUCCGAUUAUACUCUACUGCCGGAUGAUGUAAAUUUAGAUUAUGCCAAUAGUCGUGCUAUUUAUCGUAAACCUCUGACAACUGAAGAAGUUUGUACGGAAAUUGUAUCACAACGUUUGGCUCAAGGUUUUCAAUUGAUUGUUUUGGAAGAGAAGGCAAAUACAACUCCGGCUCAGGCACCAUGUUGUGGUGGUCUGAAACAACAAAAACCUACAUCGGUGUUGCAUAUGAAACCAAUGACGGAGAUCACUAAAGAAUAUUUAUUAUCGAUAGGUCGUAUUUUCCAUAUCACCUUAAAUGGUUCGGUUAUCACUGUAACGGGCUAUAGGCCAAGACAUCCUUAUCCCCCUAUUAAUGUUGAUUAUCGUUAUCGUUUCCAUGCCCCUCAACAUGAAACCUAUGAGAUUUCUGGUGUUAAUUUUACUACCGAAAAAUUGGAAAAUUUCAAUUGGAAUUAUAUGGAUCAUUAUAUUUGCACUAGAGGAGAUACUGAUUAUCCCUUAAUGGAGAGCUUAAAAUAUUGGCUUCGUAUGUAUUUAUUACCCAAAGAGAAUAGAGCUAUGAAUACAAUAAUUGAACAAGGUUGUCAGCACUGUGAUGUCUUCACCGAUAACGCCGUGGAUACUAAGCAACAAGUAGAUGAUUUUAUGCGUUUCGUUGAAUUGCAUUUGAAUAAAUUGAAAAGACGUAAAGCACGCGAUAGUCCUACUGCACAAAGUCAUCUAACAAGAAGGCGCCACAGUACCAGCAUAAUAUCCAGACCUCCAUCUAAUCAGGGUGUUACAAAUUCGCCGUUUCGUGAACGUGUUGGCAGUAAUCGUUUGCCCGAAAAGCGACCAAGUUACAUAGCACGUUCUACGGUUUUAAAAACUGAACGGGCAGGUGGACGUAUUAUACAUCCGGCAGCUGAUGCUGCUGCAAUUGCCUUAAAUUCAGAGCUGAAUCAGCAUGAUGAUUAUGAUGAAGGAUCCUCUACCGAAAUUAAAUUACGACCCAAUGCUUCAAUCAAUGAAAUAUUUGAAGCAAUGAAACAUCCCGUUAAUGGCGUUGCCUUCAUUUCACAAACCCAAAGCCUGCCUUCGUAUACAUUUGUAUCGUUUGAUGCCUUAAUGUGGCUUAAAAACAAUUUGGAUAACUCACGUAAUCCUUUGGAAAUUUUAGAGGCCAUGCGCAAAGAGAAACUUAUAUGUCAUGCCUCGGGUGAUUUUAAUAAGCCAGUAAUAGCGGGCUUUUAUUUAUAUUUUAUAGCUCAACAAGAUAAAAAUGUUAAAGACUACAUACGUCCUCUUAAUGAUUUAAGUGCCUUUGAGAAUGAAUGGAUGGAAAUUGAAUUGUUGGGCUGCAACAGUUUAUGGAAUGAUGAAGCUACUUUACCGCAUAUACCGAAUUUUCUAAAAGAUAUACCACCACCACAAUCCUGGACAGAUUGUUGUAAAAAUCAAAAAAUCUAUCGUCAUUCACAUUUGGAAAUUGAUGUCAACCAAAAGAGUGAACGCAUGGAGUGGGGACACGUUAAAUAUCACACUGUUAUGCAAACAGGUUUUGCAUUUGAGAUUGUAGUACAAUGGGUUACAUCGUCGGGACCAAUAGUUUGGGAUUUGAUUAAUGGCUGGAUACGUAAAGCCAAUCAGUGUAAUUACCAAUUAGUACCAGUACCCGCCGAUCCCAUGGCUGAACCAUUUACCGAGAAAUCUGAUCCUCUCAGAGGACCCAUAUUUAUACCCUUGGCUACUCAGCAUUUAAAUAAUGGGGUCAAUAUGUUUGAAGAAUUUUCGGAAGAAACUAGAGCCGAUCGUAUGUUAUUAUUCCAAGAAGCUAUAUUAGCACGUUUUGGAUUUUUACCCUGUGUUGUGGAAAAGAAAUUUACUUUUAACAAAGAUAUCCCAAAGGAAUAUCAAUAUGUUCAUUGUUCUGGAAAUAUGUUUGCUCUUAUACGCUGUUCUAAAAAUACCAAUUAUCAAAUGGAUUCACCAAGUAGACAAGAAGCCAAUGUUACACGUUGUGUUUAUGGUCACACCAAUAAUACUAAUGUUCCUAAGAAGAUUGGUUUCUUAUGGGCCUGGAAUCAUAUGAUACCAAAUAAAAAAUGGAAAUCUCUUCUCAUUAACAAUUCAUCCGAAGGUGAAUUAUUUCAAUUGAAAAUGCUUAAAGAUUUUCGUGAAUUUUGUUCAAAUACCGAUAAUCGUUUAGUUAAAUUUUGGAAUCAUUGUCAUGAUUUAAAACGUGCUUCUUUAAAUAAUAUUGAAAAUAUAAAUAACAAUAAUAAUAAUAUUGAUAAUAAAUCAUUAUUAGCUUUAAGUUAAAUAAAAAAUGGGUUAUUAUUUGUAUAAUAUACAUAUAUUAAUAAUACUCUAUACAUUUUGUUAAUUUCUUUCUGGAAAUAUUUAUCUGUAACUAAAAAUAAUAUAAUUAGCUUUUUUCAAUAAUUUUUACAUUAUUGGUAUAGUUUAAAAUAUUCAAUAUCUCUGUUUUAUUAUUAUUGCGUUAAGUUUUUUUUAUACAAACCGGGAUGUGUUGUUGAAAUCGAAGGAUUUGAAAUCGAUCGAUUUGAAAGUGUGCAAAACACAAAUAGUUUUUUAUUGAUUUCAAGUCCAAAUCGCUUUUCCUCACAUACCUAAAUAAAAAUUUAAAAUAUUUAGAAAAUAAAUACAUUUUUGAAUAU
Messenger RNA from Lucilia sericata (common green bottle fly), 5132 nucleotides. It is a transcript of the gene Iml1, whose product is annotated as GATOR complex protein Iml1. The record is from RefSeq and is a predicted model, not a curated record. Gene Ontology annotation, molecular function: GTPase activator activity. NCBI's taxonomy places the organism in Eukaryota, Metazoa, Arthropoda, Insecta, Diptera, Calliphoridae. Gene Ontology annotation, biological process: negative regulation of TORC1 signaling; positive regulation of autophagy; cellular response to amino acid starvation. Gene Ontology annotation, cellular component: GATOR1 complex; lysosomal membrane.